AAUAAACAAAACCCUUAUUCCGCUCAUUCGCGCUCAAACGACGAAACGAUUCAAACGAUUAGGGCUGAGGGCUUCACAAGUUGAGAUGGACUUUGAAGGUACAUCCAUGGCUCAUCUUCCUCCAUCCCCUGUAGAUCUCGUUGAUCAUCCACCAUCGGAAUCGCCGGAAUCAUCAUCUCCUCUAUCCCCUCUAGGUCUCGCCGAUCAUCCACCUUCGGAAUUGCCGAAAUCAUCAUCUCCCACCAGAAUGGAGGAUGAUGGGCGUGAGGAGAAUGUCAAAGAAAGUGAGGAAUUGAUCAAAAAGUACCUUCCAUGUCUUAAGAUGGAGUUUGAAUCGGUGAAAGCGGCGUUUGAGUUUUACAAUGAAUAUGCAAGGAUUACCGGUUUCAGUGUUAAAAUAUGUUACAGUAAUUUAAGCAAGAGAGAUGGUGUUAUGAUUAGUCGAAAAUUUGCAUGUAAUAAGGAAGGACAAAAGGCAAAAGAUAAACGGAACUUAGUUGUAGAACGACCUCACAAAGACACCAGAAUUAAUUGUCUUGCAUCCCUGUUUGUAUCAUUGGACCGAGGAACUUCGAAAUGGGUUGUGAAAAGGUUUGAAGAAAACCACAACCAUCUUUUACAUCUUCUCGAACAUUCCCAUUUGCUGAAAUCCCACAGAAUGGUAAGCGAGGCUCAGGCUAUAAAUAUUGAUAUAGCUGCUGAUAUUGGUUUAUCGCUUAAGGCAUCGCACGAUCUCUUAAGUGCCCAAGCAGGGGGGAAGGAAUGCUUAGGGUUCACGCGGGAGGACCAAAAAAAUUAUUUGCGUUCGAGAAGACAAAGGAGCUUAAAGUAUGGUGAAUCGGGGGCUUUGUUGGGAUAUUUUCGUAAUCAAUCUGCUCAAAAUCCAUAUUUCUACUAUGCGGUUCAAUUGGAUGUUGAUGAGAAGAUAACCAAUAUUUUUUGGGCUGACCAUGAGAUGAUUACAGAUUAUGGGCUUUUCGGAGAUGCUGUAUCCUUUGACACAACAUUCCGCACAAACAAAGAGUGCCGACCCUUUGCUCUUUUCACUGGCUUUAACCAUUUUAGAAUGACAACAAUUUUUGGUGCGGCACUAUUAUAUGAUGAAACGGCAGAUUCCUUUGAGUGGUUAUUUAAGACCUUUUUGCUUGCUAUGUCCGGAAAAAAGCCUACUACCAUUUUCACAGACCAAGAUGCCGCAAUGGCUAAGGCAAUUUCCAAUGUCAUGCCCGAUGUAAGUCAUGGAUUGUGUACGUUUCACCUUAAUCAAAAUGCUUUGAAGAAUUUGGGUUACUUGUUCCAUGCUGAUUCAAAUUUUGGUAAAGAGUUCAAUGCUUGCAUUUUUGGGUAUGAGGAGAUAAAUGAGUUAGAGAAAGCUUGGCAUACUUUGAUUAAGAAAUACAAUUUACAAGAUAACUCUUGGAUGGCUAAAACUUGGGAAAUUAGAGAGAAAUGGGCGCAUGUAUACAUGAAAUGGUCAUACACUGCGGGAAUGCGGAGCACCCAACUUAGUGAGAGCCUUAAUGCAAAACUAAAGAGGUGUUUAAAAUCGGAUCUCAACAUUGUUCAAUUCUUGACUCAAUUUGACAUAAUUGUUGUGGAGAAAAGAUAUGAGGAAUCUAAAGCCAUAUACAAUUCUAGAGAAACGUUGCAGAGAUUGUUGCUGAAAAAAUCUCCUAUGUUAAUUCAAGUUGCACAAUUGUACUCCCCUCCUCUGUUUGACUUGUUCCAUGAUGAGCUUGACACCUCACUUCGUUGUAAGGUGAAGCAAUGUCAUGAGUUGGAAGGACAAUUUAGUUGUGUGAUUACCAUGCGUGGACAGAAUGUGGAGUAUGUGGUGAAGGGUAGUGUUGAAAUAGAUGAGACUGAUGAAACUAUUUGUCGAGAUGUUUGUUGUACAUGUCGAAAAUUUGAAAGUUUCGGAAUUUUAUGUAGCCAUGCAAUUAAGGGGCUUGAUCGAAUGAGUGUUAUGGAAAUUCCUGAAAGGUAUGUAUUAGGGCGAUGGCGAUUAAAUGCAAAGGAGUGUGAAUUGGAGAAGGGCAAAAGUAGAGUGGAUGAGAAUGAUCCUAAAUUACUAAAAGCGGCUCGUUUUAGGAUUAUUUGUCCAAAGAUGGUAAAGUUAGCUACUCAGUCAUGUGAACUUGAAGAAACAUAUGAAUUUGUGGAAGAGACGUUGGAAUACAUGUGUGCAAAAGUCGCUGAUAUGCUUCUUGGAGCGGGAGAGGGAGCCCCCAUUGAAGUGGAGAAAGAAUUGGAGGUUGAUCCUCAAUUCGCACGAGUCAAAGGUUUGAAGAAGAAAAACGGCAUUCAAAUUAAGGGUACGAGAAGAUUAAAACCUUGGCAUGAGCUCAAGUCUAGAAAGAGGAAGAAAGUUGUUUCACACUCUACGACACAGCUUAGUGAGCAUGUUGACCAUGUUGCCACUACUACAAUUGUGCAUGGUUCGGUUUUGAAGCAACCAUCGGAUGUUGGAAUCCCAUAUGUUCCACAAAUGAUAAGUUAUGAAGAUAGUGGUCAAUCAAUUCCAUCAUCUUCACAAGCGUCAUGUAAUCCACAAACUUUGAAGGAGAUGCCAUUUGAUGCAACGAGUUACUCUUCAUGGGCUGGCGACUCAAUCUUGCAUGAUGCUUCUUUUAUGGAAAUAUUGGCUUAUUCGGGAUACCCCGCAAAAAAUUGAAGUGUAAUGUAAGGAUAAUGAGGGGUUAAAUUUUAGAUAUCAAUGACUCUCUUUUU
Messenger RNA from Rhododendron vialii, 2730 nucleotides. RefSeq names its product protein FAR1-RELATED SEQUENCE 5-like. The coding region runs from base 86 to 2674 and encodes 862 amino acids. NCBI's taxonomy places the organism in Eukaryota, Viridiplantae, Streptophyta, Magnoliopsida, Ericales, Ericaceae. The record is from RefSeq and is a predicted model, not a curated record. Gene Ontology annotation, biological process: regulation of DNA-templated transcription. The transcript is spliced from 5 exons. Gene Ontology annotation, molecular function: zinc ion binding.